Panicum virgatum (switchgrass) is the source of this 2361-nucleotide messenger RNA. RefSeq names its product WPP domain-associated protein-like. NCBI's taxonomy places the organism in Eukaryota, Viridiplantae, Streptophyta, Magnoliopsida, Poales, Poaceae. The transcript has 6 exons. Bases 367 to 2361 code for a protein of 664 amino acids. The record is from RefSeq and is a predicted model, not a curated record.
GUCAUCAUCCUCAGAUGUCGUCUCGCAGCGCGCGGGGAGCCAACAAUGGCGGCUCCGUUCCUCGAUCGGAGAAGGUGAGAAGCUGCGUGCGGAGCGCGUCUCGCGCCGUUUGCUGGUGCUCCGUUCCGCGCGGCCAGGCCACCGCGAACACAUGUCCGCUCGCGAAGCAAACAUCUCGGUCUCGGAAGACCAGCAGCAUGCGCGCGUCCUCUCCACGAAGCCACGAACACAACAUGGCGGCGUCGUGUCGUGCCCGCAGAAUUCCGAGCGUUCCCGAGCGCGCGCGCAAGAGUCUCGCCAUCCAUCGCCGAGCACGCAGCUUCGUCGCUGGACUAGGCGGUCCGGGCUCUGCGUCAGUGGCGCGCGAUGGACGCCUUCUUCAGCGGCCUCGACUCCCGGCUGCGGGUGUCGGUGAAGGCGGUGGACUCCAUCAUGGUGGGGCUAGUGAACGCCGCCAUGGAGGACGCCUACAGGAAGAGCCUCUGGAAGGACGGCGACCUGGACCGCCUCUUCCACAAGCUCCGCUUCGCCGAGCUCGCCAUCAUGCAGCUCGAGUGGUGCCUCCGCUUCGUGUGCGGCGAGAUGGAGGACGACGACGGCCAGGAGCAGCUGCUCGACGACCUCCUCGAGACGCGGGACCAGAUCCAGGCGCGCCUCGACGAGGCCGAGCUCGCCGUCGCCGAGGCGGACCGAGACUACAUGCGCCGGAAGCGCGCGGAACUCGCCCCGGCGCGCGGCCGCGAGACGCCGCCCGCGGCCGGGCGCCAGGGCGCUGAGGAGGAGUGCGGCCGUGCGUUCGGCGAGCUUAGGGUGUCGGUGAUCCGGAAGAUGUCGAGGAUGAGGGCCAGGCUGGAGGACGCGAGCUCCACGCUGGCAGCGCUCAUGGAGAAGGUGAGCGGCGAGGCGUCGCCCAUGGCGAGGCUGCAGGAGGCCGGCCACGAGGGCGAAGGGGUCAAGGGGCUCUCGGGAUUCUACGGCAUGGCGCAGCUGCUCAUGGAGUUUCAGGAAAUGGUCCUGGACGCCGGCGUCGUCAGAGACAGCGUCGCGUCUUCGUUCGACGCCAUGGAGAGGUCGGUCUCCGCGCUGGGGGCGGCCAUGGAUGAGCAGCAGUGGCUCAUGGAUGCAGAGAGGGAGAUGUACAGCGCCGUUGUGGAGGGUUUUGUCAGGGAGAUCAACGUGGGAUCCGAUCGCACGUCUUCUCCAGGUGAAGGAUCUCGUCCACCUACGUUGCAUCAUGACAGUGACGCUACUGAGAAUAGCCUGGAAGAAUUCCAAUCUUCAGAGGAUGAAACUAGAAAGUCAGAUAGCAGACAGUGCUAUCAAUUAGGAGAGCAUUGUAUCCACCGUGAGGAAGCUGAAAGGCUAACAGGAGUAAAGAUUGAUUCAGAUGUCGGAUCUGAUCUACAAUGUGUGUUAUAUACAGCAGUAUUCAGAGACUUGGUGAGGAAAUUGGCUGUUCAGGCAUAUGAUUUACAGAAACUAAAAGAAGAGAAGGAUGAAAUGGACAUCGCAAGUAAACUGCAGUGCGAGAUAUAUGGCUCUAUAUUCAAAGACUCGCUGAAGAAACUGGAUGAACUGGCUGUUGAUUCUGCUGAUCAUUUUAUCAAGACCUUAAUCAAAGAUGAAGUGCAUGCGGUUUUUCUUGCCAAGACUUUAAAUGCUUGGAAGAGCGCAACUGAAAUGGUUCAUAGUGAGAGACACAUCAAAGAAGAGAUGAUGCAAAACAAUGUAACCACUGAAGAUGAAGGCCCAGAUUCCGAUCAACAUGGAGUACCUGUGAAGCAAGAGAUUUUAAGUUUCGGUGCAAACCACGACAGGCGAAAUUCAAAAGGGGGUGAUCAGCAGGCUGAAAUGUCAACAGUCAGAGAUGAUGUCUCUUAUUCAGUUAAGAACAAUGUUAAGGACGGAUUGGAAUACCAAAGGAAGGCACAAACAGGGGAGAUAGAUAUAGGUUUCAGCAUGACCCCUGAAAGCACAAUCAAGGAAAUGCUCAUUCGAUCAACAAAAUUUCAGGCAAUGUCCAUGGAUUUUGAAGCUGUUACCUGUGGAAAAUUAGAAACAGCUGUUCUAAGAUUGAGAGACUUGGAUAAACAAUUGGCGAAUCUGGUUGAACAAGUGAGUUCUCUUAAAAAAAGUGAACUCAUUUACCGGACGGCUUUCACCAGGAGAUGUUGCGACCUCCAAACAGCAGAAGCAGAGGUGGAUCUUCUUGGCGAUGAGGUGGAUCUACUUCUGGGACUUCUCAGCAAGACAUACAAAGUUCUGGAUCACUACUCGCCAGUUCUUCAACACUAUCAUUGGAUCAGGGAGACGCUGAGCAUGCUUGGGAAGGAGCUUGCCCUAAGGCAUCAGAUUCGUUAA